AUGGAGUCUUAUCUCCGCAGCUGGCGGCAGGAUGCCUUGAACAAAGGCCAGCAUGACGCAGCUAUCUAUAUAGGCGACAAAGUUCUUGCCCUUACAAAUAGUGACAACGAUGCCUUCUGGCUUGCGCAGGUGCAUUUCUCAAACGACAAUUAUACUCGAGCACUGGCGUUAUUAUCGAAGAAGGAUUUGAUUGCCCGAAGUUCCUCAUGUAGAUAUCUGGCAGCUCAUUGCUAUAUCAAGCAAAACAAAUUUGACCAAGCCCUCACCAUUCUUGGUGACAAUAACCCUACCCAUCUGAUAACCAGCUCCAGCAAUACUCGGCGGAAAUUACAACAUCUGAACGGGAACUCCAAUGUUACUUUGCGAAAUGGCAAAAGCGCUUCUUCUCGAGCCGAUCGCAUUGACAGAAGUGAAGAGAGAGAACGGGAGAAUGCCAAAAAUAUCAAGUUUGAGGCUGCCAUGUGCUAUCUACGCGGAUUGUGCUUUGCGAGACAAAACGCUUUCGAUCGAGCCAGGGACUGCUAUAAAGAUGCUGUGCGGAUUGAUGUGCAAUGCUUUGAAGCAUUCGAUCAGCUUAUGAAAAAUUCCCUUAUGUCUCCAGCGGAGGAACUCGAAUUCUUAGAAUCCAUUGAUUUCGACUCCAUUACUUAUUCUACCGACCCGUCAGUAGCACAAGAAGCCGCUGAAUUUACGAAACUCCUUUAUACCACUCGCCUAUCGAAAUACUCAUCCCCGUCUGCUCUUUCUUACGCUACAGAAACACUAUCCACACAUUAUAAUCUUGCCGAUAAUCCCGAUCUUCUACUCUCGCGUGCAGAAACCCUCUAUACCCAAUGUCGAUUCCCUGAGGCAUUGUCUCUUACAUCCUCUAUUCUCUCGUCAUCUGAGGAUUCUGUCCCUUUGCUCGUCUCUCAAGGGAGUCAAGGCCAUAACCUUGGUCAUUCCCCUGCCGUUUACCCCCUCCAUCUAGCCUGUUUAUAUGAAACGGGUGCCACUAACGCUCUAUUUCUGCUUGCUCAUUCUCUGGCUGACAACGUUCCAGAGGAAUCAUAUACAUAUCUUGCUAUUGGUAUAUACUAUAUGUCUGUUUGUAAAAUAUCUGAAGCUCGGCGCUUUUUCUCCAAGGCCUCCCUUCUGGACCCUCAUUCAGCCCCAGCCUGGAUCGGGUUUGCCCACACAUUCGCGGCAGAGGGGGAACAUGACCAAGCAAUUGCAGCAUACAGCACCGCUGCGAGGUUAUUCCAAGGAAGUCAUCUUCCACAACUAUUUUUAGGAAUGCAACACCUUGCUCUCAACAAUAUGUCUCUAGCUCACGAGUAUUUGUCUGCCGCCUAUUCAAUGUCCUCUGGCUCAUUAUCUGAUACCAUUCCAUCUUCUAAUGAGUCAGUUUCUCAAUCACUUCCUCCAUCCGGUGGCGAUCCAUUGGUACUUAAUGAAUUAGGAGUCGUUUUAUACCACGAGAACAACCUUGAGGGGGCCGUCGAAUUAUUUCGCCAAGCCCUAGCCUUAGCCUCGUCAUUAAAUUGUGAGCCAGGGGCAUGGCUCGCUACGAGAGCUAAUCUAGGACAUGCUCUACGUCGUUUGGGACAUUUUGAAGAAGCACUUGCCGAGUUUGAUGAAUCCCUUCGAAUAGGAGCAGGCGGGUCUGUAACUGGAUAUUCAGCAGCAAUCGCUGGUGCAGGAGCAGGUGGCCUUGUAUCUGCUGGCUCCACAAGUGUCGGUGGCUACGAAGAUAGGGGCCUCACCGGGUCUUUACAUACGGCGCGCGGCCUGGUAUUACUUGAACUAGGACGGACUAUGCAAGCCGUCACUGCACUACAUGAGGCAGUUCGCGUCUUAGGCGCCAGUGGCAGCGAUGCUGCAGCCGGUGCUGGCGUUGCGGGAACUUUACUCUCAAGGGCACUUGAAAUAUGGGAAAUUGAACAAGAGCAUCAGGAUUACGUGCCACCACCCAGCACCCGACAGACUUCAGCUGGCGCUAGCAGUAGGGACAGGAAUCAACCCAAAGGCAAGGAGAAAUCAAGGGACAAAACAAUGACCAGAGCUAAAUCACGUGGAUUGGACAGACGGGUUCCCUCCGAGGAAGAAUGGACGAACGACCGGGGUGGCGUUGUGGAGGACCGAAGCCAAUGCGUUGAGAUGGAAUUGGAUGGUGAGGCGGAUAGUUUGCUCAACCCGGCUUUGAACCAUGCUAGAGCCAGGAAUAGAGGUAGGGAGUGGGACCGCGAAGACGCUUCAGGGGUAGCAAGGCGUGGGGUCGGCGUGACUGCCACCCAGGUGCCAGAUUCUGGUGUUGUUGCUGUUGAAUCUUCAAGAUCGCGUACGACCAGGUUUGCCGGGAGGCGUAGGAGCCAUUCUCGUCGGGGGCGCGGUGGAUGA
Messenger RNA from Histoplasma mississippiense, 2379 nucleotides. RefSeq lists its product as hypothetical. The transcript is spliced from 2 exons. Gene Ontology annotation, biological process: cell division. Lineage: Eukaryota; Fungi; Ascomycota; Eurotiomycetes; Onygenales; Ajellomycetaceae. The coding region runs from base 1 to 2379 and encodes 792 amino acids. Gene Ontology annotation, molecular function: protein binding. The record is from RefSeq and is a predicted model, not a curated record.